CGAAAAUUUACCUAUAAAAUAAAACCCUGAGAAACACAUUUUUCAAAAAAACUCGAAUUCGACUCUACAGUCGCCGCCAUCGAGGAAGCAUCAAAGGGACACAACCGCCGACCGAUAAGUUCUGCCCAUUAGCGGUGGUGACGGCGAUCGGUGGCGUGAAGGGCUCAUGGGUCUAAAUUAGGGUUUGUGAAAAUUGGGAAAUCAUGUGUAGGAUCUGUCGGGCAAAAGAUGGCUCCCAUGAGCUUCCGGUUUGGAGGAGGACCGCCGAAGAUGGCUCCCAUGAGCGCCAUGUUUGGAGGAGGCAUCGGCUGGACGCCUUUGAAAACUUGGUGCCAACAGCAUCCCAAUGACGCUAAAUCCCGACUCGAAGACAUUACCAAAGACCUCAUUGGGGCACUGUCCCAUGAGCAUAGCCUAGGAGCAUAUCACCGGAAUUUGUCAAAGGGGAUAUUAAUGGAUUACAAAAAUCAACCGUUUAUUUCGGAUGAUUUCAACCGAGAACCAAAUGUUCCAAGAUAUAUACGAAACAAGCAAAAACGAAACAUAAAAGAUCUACGGGGACUGCUGAGAGAGAUACGUCAUCAACUCAAGGAGGUCCAUCAGAUUGACACCCAACGGCAGGACGGGUUUCUGGAUGAACUAUCUCGCGCACAGAGCAAACCUUUUCUUUGGCGUAUGAUGGGAUACGGUCAUCACCCGUACUUUUGGUCUGAACGCGAUGAGGUUGGUUUCAUGCUUGCUUAUCGGCGCAGCAUUCAGGGACUGAGCUGGGAUUCCCUUGACAAACAUGAGCAGGCAUGCGAGGAGGCCUUUGGACCGGAUUGGACAGCCGGAAUCAAGGAGGGUACAAUCUUGGCGAACGCUGCUAGAACCACUGUUUAUGGAAAAAAGGUCGUGCUGGAACCGGGCAUGAUAGCAAAUAAAUACCAACGCGCGAGUGGCGCCAUCCCACUCUGGCUGAAUGCAUAUGAACACUUCGGAGAGUACCACGAGGAGCAGGGCUUGACGGAGUCACAAAAAGGGCGGUUGGUAUCGGAAGGGCUAGAUGACUUUAUAUUGAAGGCCUAUCAUUCCGCGGUGAACCUUCUGCCAGAUUUAUACAAAGAUGAGAAGAAAGAUAUGAUUGAAACGCUAGGCUGGUCUGGGAUCGCCUCAGGCCCUACCCCUUCGCUAUCGAUCUUAACUCCUCUGCCGCUACUCAACGGCUGCUCCAUCUCCCCGGCGGCCCUGCCUUCACCUCCGCCUUUCCCGAGCCGGCCCCUGAAGCUCCUCGGAUCAGAAAAAAUCUCUUCAUUCAGAUACCUCACGCGGACACUGUGCCGUGAGCAUCGCCGAGGAGCAUACCACCGGAAUUUGUCGGAGGGGAUAUGGAUGGAUGACAGAAAUCAACUGUUUAUUACGAAUGAUUAUAUAUACCCAGAAGGAAUUGAAAGAGAAGUUUCACUACGAGACAAGCAACGCGAAGACAUAACAGCUCUAGGGGUACGGCUGGAAGAGAUAGUUGGUCAGGCCGGUCGGAUUGACACCCGACAGGAGCACGCGUUUCUGCAUGAUCUUUCUCGCGCACAGAGCAACCCUCUUCUUUGGCUCUUGUUGGGAUGCGGUCAUCACCCGUACUUUUGGUCUGAAGCCGAAGAGUUUAAUUUCAUGCUUAAUUAUGGGGCCUUCGCUAUGGAUCUGGACGAGGAUUCCCAUAAGAAAUGGAAGAAGGCAUGCGAGGAGGCCUUUGGACCGAAUUGGACUGCCGAAAUCAAGAGGAAUACAAUCAUGAAGGACGCUGUCAGAACCUAUGUUGUUCAAAAAACGACCAAGCUGAAAUUGGGCGAGAUAGCAAACAAAUACCGACCCGCGAGUGGCGCCAUCCAACUUUGGCGUAAUGCGUAUAAACAUUUCCGAUAUUACUCCCAGAAACGGAGCUUGACGGAGGACAAAGGGCGGUUGGUAUCGGAAGGGCUAAAUGACUUUAUAUUGAAGGCCUAUCAUUCUGCGGUGAACCUUCUGACAGAGUUAGAGGAAGAUGAGCGGAACAUAUUGCUUGAAAAGCUAGGCUGGGUUGGGAUCACCUCCGGGGUUGGUGGAAUGGUAGACGGGCCAGUACUUCCGGGGAGGCUCAGCAGUCCAUUGGCGGAGGAGAGCCGGAAGAGGCGACGAGAUUAGAAGUCAGUUCUUGGUCCCUUCCUCGGUGAUGCUCUCUGGCCUGUGGCAGAGGGGCAUUUGCUGCGAUGGCCACGUUUGUGAAGACAGACGAGAUGUUGGCACCAAAAGGACUUUCCAUGACUAUCUCACCCCUCGGAUCUGUCUGUGCUGUCCUCCUCGCUACCCAUUCCUCCCUGGUCACUCGGGUAAUUAAUGUUGUCCAGGUUGUUUAGAGAUCAUUUCUCAUUUUCCUACUCGGCUGGAAUUAUCAAUGGGAAUUCUUGUCUGUUCAGUUUCAUUUUGAUUAUCAUUGUCGAUUUUGCUCUUUAAGUUCCUUCACAGAAAAUGACAAAGUGCCUGCCUUCUAAGCUUAUAUACAUUAUGGCGCAACUCCCAGAAUACAUUCUGCUCUGUCUUUCUCACAGUUUAUGAUAGAAUAAUCCAUUGCUUUGGGGAUGCAUAUUGAUGCAGCUUACAUCUUUCAGUGUGUGCUCUCAGUUACUUUCCACUAAUUCACCUUCCAAGCACUCACUCUCCCCCUCUCAUAAAUGUCUAAUGCUUGCCAAUCAUUUGCUUCAAAUUGCCUGAUUGCGUAUGACUGACCAAUCCGACUGUUUGUCUGAGAUAAAUUGCCUGCUCUUUUAAUGAUUUUAGUCUAGCUGCUCUUCACUAACCCUUCCUCCCCAGGAGCUCAGGUAAUUAUUAUGCUGUCUGAGUUGUUUAGAGAUCAUUUCUCAUUUUCCAUGAUGUGGCCAUGAACUUAACCCGCAUCUUCUUUUCUAACUGUACUGCAGGAGUAUAACUUGUUCACGGCUCUCAUAGGUCGUGCAGCGGCUCGCUAGAUCCGCUGCACCUGCUGCAUCAAUAGCUUUUGUGGUCUAUAUUCGCAGUACUCAUCUGCUUGAUAAAUACUCUCAUAGAGCAUUGGUACUGAUCGUUCAGAUUCCAGUUUAUCACUUUCUGUCUUAACAUUUCUUGGUGAACUGAACACAGCUGCGAGCUUGCCGAUUCUCUUCAUCUUCGUGGCCAAGUUGCAUCACUUGAAUUACUUGUACGCCUUUUAUUCUUUUUUACUGUAAGUUUCUCCACCAUUUAGAGGUUGAGAUAUCUCUCAGGAACUCAAAAAAUUGAAUAUUCAAUAGAAUUGCCAUCAAAUACUAGUUUUAGAUCAUGAUUUCCUCU
Messenger RNA from Punica granatum (pomegranate), 3318 nucleotides. The record is from RefSeq and is a predicted model, not a curated record. Lineage: Eukaryota; Viridiplantae; Streptophyta; Magnoliopsida; Myrtales; Lythraceae.